Messenger RNA from Halichondria panicea, 3578 nucleotides. Its product is annotated as metabotropic glutamate receptor 3-like. The record is from RefSeq and is a predicted model, not a curated record. Gene Ontology annotation, molecular function: adenylate cyclase inhibiting G protein-coupled glutamate receptor activity. Gene Ontology annotation, biological process: regulation of synaptic transmission, glutamatergic; G protein-coupled glutamate receptor signaling pathway. NCBI's taxonomy places the organism in Eukaryota, Metazoa, Porifera, Demospongiae, Suberitida, Halichondriidae. The transcript is spliced from 3 exons. Gene Ontology annotation, cellular component: plasma membrane. Bases 664 to 3525 code for a protein of 953 amino acids.
UGGUAGUUGGUAGUUGGGAGUUGGCAGUUGGGAGUUGGCAGUUGGGAGUUGGCAGUUGGGAGUUGGGAGUUGGCAGUUCGUAACCUUUAAACUUUGCAACAAUAAUUAGCCUGCUUUUAAAUUAUGAUACUGGCACCGAUAUCUAGCUGGCCUAAGACGUCAAUAUUAAUCUUAUAUGUACAUGUAGGUAGGGAGAUCAUUUCAAGUCUAAUCCUCUACCUAUAUUCCCAGAUCCCAGCAGGGAGGGGGGAAUUAUAGAAACAGGUUUUGCAUGGCACUUUUAGAUUCUAUUGAGGCUAUUUAAAGUUAUGGUUAAAAGAUUAGAGGCAGUGCAAAGAUCUACAUGUAUAUACAACAUUUGCUAACUGCAAAGUUUAAAGGUCACGAACUACCAACUGCCAACUGCCAACUACCAACUGCCAACUGCGAACUACCAACUGCGAACUACCAACUGCCAACUGCGAACUACCAACUGCCAACUGCGAACUACCAACUGCCAACUGUCAACUGCCAACUGCGAACUACCAACUGCCAACUGCCAACUGCCAACUGCCAACUACCAACUGCCAACUACCAACUGCCAACUGCCAACUACCAACUGCCAACUGCCAACUACCAACUGCCAACUACCAACUGGAGUAGCACUCAGGGCCACCGUACACGAUGCUCACAAAGACACCAUCUCUGUUCAUCCUUCUACUGGUAACACUCUCAACUGUCACUGCAUUGCAAUUUAAUUAUGCACAAUCAUCGGAAGUUUUGCGUACGACAGACAAUCGCAUACGAGGAGCUCAGAACAGACUAAACAAAGAUUUUGUGUUUGGAGGACUCAUUCCCGUUCAUUCAGAUGAUCCCGGUUCAGGUGGAGGUCAAUGUGGAGCAAUUCGGACUGAGAGAGGACUAGAGAGAAUGGAAGCAAUGCUUUUUGCAGUCGACCUUAUAAACAACGACUCAGAACUUUUGGCAGGGCUAGAAAUUGGCUAUGACAUUCGAGACACAUGCAACAGUGAGAAUAUAGGGCUGGACGAAACGAUUGAUUUGGUAAUCACGGGAAGUCAAUUGGACAUUCAAAGCUGCCAGUUGUCAAGUAUGGCCCCUAACAACAUGGUGGAUAAUAUCUCCAUUAACCCUCCCACUUCUGGUAUCAUUGGUGCAGCUGCCAGUCGAGUCAGUGUCCCGGUAGCUAGUCUAGUACGGCUAUUCCAAAUCCCUCAAAUCAGUUAUGCAUCUUCCUCGGCUAUUUUGAGCAAUCGAGAUCGCUACGAAUAUUUCUAUCGAACAAUUCCACCAGAUGACCAACAGGCUAGAGCUAUGCUCGACAUUUUGCUGAAUUUUAAUUGGACGUACGUGUCUACUAUCUACUCACGAAAUCCGUACGGAGAGCCUGGAAUAACUGAAUUUAGGAAAUUAGCAUCAAAAAAUGGCAUUUGUAUCGAUUUGGACAUGGGAAUCGAGGAUAUUUCUGUGGACUCGGAUUUCGAUACGUUAGCUGAUGCACUCAUUGCCUCGUCAGCAAAUAUUGUAAUUGUGUUUGCUUCUCAAGACAACGCAGAGCAAGUGCUUCGUAGAAUUGCAAACUCGACGAUAGCAAGAACUCGAUUCACUUGGAUAGCUAGCGAUGCUUGGGCAAGGUCUAAUAGUGUCGUGAAUCAGUUUAGUGAGACUGCUGCUGGUUUAUAUGGAAUUGCACCCUUGACUGAACAUGUGACACAAUUCAACGAAUACUUCUCACAACUUACCAUCGAUAGCAACGUCAGAAAUCCGUGGUUCACAGAAUAUUACGCCGCCUUUGCCAACUGUGACGUAUUGAAUACCAGCGUACUAAACGCAUGCUCACAGAAUGAGAGUGUGACAGGUCUACCUCAAUACCAACAAGGAAAUGUGGUUCCCCUGGUAAUAGAUGCCGUGUAUGCUUAUGCACAUGCUCUACAGAACUUUCUCCACGAAAAUUGUCAGUUACCAAUACAAUGGGACAGAACCAAUCAAUCGUGUGCCGGACAAUCUCAACAACUAACAGGAAGUGUGCUGCUUCAAUAUAUACGUCAGUUGGACUUUGUUAAUAACAUCACUGGAAACAGAAUCAUUUUCGACAGCCAAGGAAAUGUUGAGGGGAAAUAUGAGAUAUUAAACUAUCAAGCAAAUGGUGAUAUCAGAAAUGGAGAUUACUUUUUUUCUAGAGCAGGAAUAUGGGACAGUUCUGUACUGAACGAUAGCAAUCUUGAAGCACUAUCAAUUGUCGAUAUGCAAAGUCUUCAAUUCGGAAUAGACAAUUCAACUAAUUCCAUUCGCAGGCAACCUCAGAUAUCGCAGUGUGGGAGAUGUGAGGUUGGUGAGUACAGAAGAAUUGUACAGUCUUCGUGUUGUGGGACAUGUGACCCGUGUGUGGGCGGUAAUUAUUCCUCUAAUCCCAUGGGCUUGCAGUGCCUGCAGUGUGGAGGGGAGACUUGGGGGAACAAUCCACUGGUGGGCAGCGACUCGUGUGUUCCAAUACCAGACUCGUUUAUUCGCUAUAGUGAUGCAUUCUCGAUUAUUGUGAUAAUACUUGCUGUGUUGGGCCUCAUAGCUGUUGCAGCCGUCACCAUAACGUAUGUUAUAUACUGGAAGACACCUGUUGUGAAAUCUUCAGGACGAGAGCAAAUGAUAACUUUACUCAGUGGAAUCGGACUGAUCUUUAUUCUAGCAUUUGUGUACGUGAGUCCUCCUGAGCCAGGAGUCUGUGCCGUACAGAGAAUGGGAUUUUGGGUCUGUUAUUCAAUUAUAUUUGGUGCUCUAUUGGUCAAGAUUGUUCGAGUAACGAGGAUAUUUUACAGGUCUGCAAAUUUGUCACGAACUAGAUUUACAGAGCCCUACUAUCAAGUGAUUUUCACGAGCAUAAUAAUAUUUGGUCAAGUACUUAUUGUGGUCAUAGGUUUAAUUGUCGUACAUCCAGGCGUCUCCAGAAAUGUGCGACUGAAUCGUGAAGAUCAAAAUAAACUCCCAGAAAUCAUUGUGUCUUGUGUUGUCGAUCACGUUGCUAUUUUGGUAAUCUGUGCCAUCUACGAAACAAUCCUCAUUAUUGCGUCCACCAUACUCGGUGUGCUGAGCUUCAAAUAUCCGAAAAAUUUCAAUGAAGCCAAAUUUGUUUCAUUUUGUACUUUCAUUAUUGCAAUAAUUUGGGCUGCUUUUGUUGGACUGUAUGCUUACUUUAUAAUCGAAGAGAGACAAGAGAUACAGAAUGCUAUCACUGGGUUAGCCUCUGUGUUGAGUGCUUUUGCCGUUCUCGGCUGUCUGUUUGGGCCGAAACUCUUCAUUAUUUUCUUCAGGCCUGACCAAAAUAAACCGAAUCAGAAGGUUACUGGAAGCCAAGACACAGCUGUCAACCUAACCACCAUAACCCGCAAUCCAAGCUCAGAGGACACUCUCUCCACUAUGAAAGACAACAAUUCCAUGUCUGUUAAAGUUUCCAUGACAACUAAGACUGCAUACGCCCCUACCCCCCCCUCCCUGAAGAACAUGGACUCAUCAGAUGAUUCCGUCAGCCAAUGAACGGCCAGCAUUCAUUUCAUGCAUGUGACUGUUUCCACUAGUUCAGAACAUUU